AUGAGGCUGUGGAAAGAGACAGGACUCUUAGAGAACAACGUGACAGACGUCACCGUUCGCAAUCGUCUAGCCUGCCUGAAACGGGCUGUGAAGCUCCAUACCCAGUACCAGUACACUCCGCUCCAGAAUGCUGAGAUUGACAAGUACAUUGCAAAAGUUCUGGUUUCCGGUAAACUUGUAUCAACAAGUGCCUGCUCAAAGCCGCUCGCACCCCUAGCUGUGGCUGAAGACAUAAUCCGAUUUCUUUUCACAUGCGACGAGUACAGGGGGCUUCACUUUCGAUUGCGCAAUCAACUAGCAUUCGCGAUCCAGCUUAUGUUACUAAUUGGUGUUCGGCCUGGCGAGAUUAUCGAGUCAGACGCAUGGCACCGAUCGAACGAAGGUCUACAUUACAAGGAUAUUGAGCUCAUUCACCAACGGACUGCUACAUACCAAGGAUGGCUCAUCUGUGUAAAGUUGAGGAACCAUAAGGGGCAUCGGAAAUACAAGAAGCACGCGCCAACCAUGGUCUUGUACGAGGAGCCGCUUAUGAGAUACAUGUGUCCGGUCACAUGGUUUCUCUCCCUUGCCUUUGCAGACGAUGUUUUCCAGAAUUUGUCUUCACACGAAGAUCUUACUAAAGCAAGGCCCCCAGCUGGAAGCUCCUUGUACCGAGCGAGGUACAAGAAGGAUGCUUUGGACCGCCCAAUUAUGCGGAAUACGCGUGCGGACGGGACACUCUUUGCGGACCGGAUAUGGACUUAUGAUUGUUUCAACACUGCAUUAAGGGGGGUUGGACAAAGAGCUGAGGAGAGCGACUGCACCACAACUUCGAACGCUGUUAGGCCACAGAGGCGAAGAGACUGCGCAAUACUACGUCUCAGGCUUUGUUGGAAUAGACAGCCAAUCGAUAAUACACGAACGCGAACAACGCCUGGAGCUUUACAAAGACUCUAG
Bipolaris victoriae FI3 is the source of this 936-nucleotide messenger RNA. RefSeq lists its product as hypothetical. The record is from RefSeq and is a predicted model, not a curated record. The transcript has 4 exons. Bases 1 to 936 code for a protein of 311 amino acids. NCBI's taxonomy places the organism in Eukaryota, Fungi, Ascomycota, Dothideomycetes, Pleosporales, Pleosporaceae.